Messenger RNA from Bactrocera latifrons, 1723 nucleotides. Its product is annotated as solute carrier family 2, facilitated glucose transporter member 1-like. The record is from RefSeq and is a predicted model, not a curated record. NCBI's taxonomy places the organism in Eukaryota, Metazoa, Arthropoda, Insecta, Diptera, Tephritidae. The coding region runs from base 129 to 1679 and encodes 516 amino acids. Gene Ontology annotation, biological process: monosaccharide transmembrane transport. The transcript is spliced from 7 exons. Gene Ontology annotation, cellular component: membrane. Gene Ontology annotation, molecular function: hexose transmembrane transporter activity.
AAUGCCAAUUGCAUGUACGAAAUAGUAAAUCACAGAUUAAGCUAAUAAGUCUCAUAGAGUUAGCUGAUAGCACCCACAACUGCGAAAUAAAUAAAAAUCUUUGUUCGUCACGAACAAAGUCACACAAAAUGAGCGCGUCACUGUGUGAAGAAGGGACCUACAAAAUCGCUGCGCCGGGAAAUAAGCAGGCGAUAAAGCCAAAUGAGGAAGAACGCCUGGUCGAUCAACAACAGGAUAAGGCGGGGCUAUGGAGCAAGCAGCUGGCCUUUGUUGGAUAUGGUGCAACCAUAGGUUCAGCAAUUCCUGCAGGAUAUUGCAUUGGUGUUAUGAAUAGUCCUGCAGAGUUUAUGCGCGAUUGGUGUAAUCAGACACUGAUAGAACGAUAUGACUGGGAGUUGGGAGAAAUGGGUAUCAACAUUCUAUGGUCAACGAUUGUUUCGAUUUUCUUAGUUGGCGGCGCAAUAGGAUCUCUUACAGGAGCAAAAGUGGCCAACCGUUUCGGAAGGCGUAGCAGUUUUCUCUACUGCGGUGUGAUCUUCAUCAUCUCCGCUAUACUAUUCUACACCUGUCGCAUGCUCCGUUCGGUGGAAGCGCUUAUUAUUGCACGUUUUCUGGCAGGCCUAGCAUCAGGUUUAACAACGGCAUGUUUGCCCAUGUACCUGUCAGAGGUGGCACCACUAUCAAUGCGCGGUGUUUUAGGUGUCUUCUGUCCAAUGGGCCUAACCGCCGGCGUUGUGAUAGCACAAGUAUUUAGUUUACGAAGCGUCUUCGGUAAUGCUGAUCAAUGGCACAUCGCGAUCAGCCUUUAUAUUGUGCUAGUGUUAAUAUGUUAUGCACCUAUGAACUACUAUCUAGAAAGUCCCAAAUGGUUAUACAUUAUGAAAGGUGAUAAGGUUACCGCGCGACAACAACUGGAAAAGUUACGUGGAAAAGUUGGUGAAAAUGCGAUUAAUAGAGAGAUUUUGGAGAUGGAAGCUGAAGCGAAUGCUAAAAAUCAGGUCAGCAGUUACAAGGCCAUUCUUAGCGAUCCUAAGCUUCGCUUACCAUUGAUCAUCGUUUGUGCUUAUCAAGGCGGACAACAAUUAUCCGGUAUUAACGCUAUUUUCUACUAUUCGGUGUCUAUUUUUCUGAAAGCUGGGUUAUCUGCAACUGCUGCCGAGUGGACUAAUUUAGCUGCUGGUAGCCUUAAUUUGGCAAUAUCAUUAUUCGGGCCAUAUUUAAUGGCACGCUUCAAUCGUCGUCCACUUUUUCUGUUCUCAACGUUUUUUAGUGGCGUCUUUUUGAUGGCAUUUGCAGUGUUACUCUAUUUUAUUGACUAUGUCUCUUGGUUUGCAAUGGGCUGCAUCGCUUGCAUAUUUCUUUAUAUUUUCUUCUACCAGUUUGGUUUAGGUCCCAUACCAUUCUUCAUUGGAUCUGAACUUUUCGAAGUGGCUCCACGCCCAGCUGCCAUGUCUCUUGGAAGUCUUUCCUCUUGGGUAUGUAAUUUCACCGUGGGCAUGCUCUUUCCAACACUACAAGAAGUAUGGGGCUCUUUGGUGUUCAUACCUUUCUCCUUGGUCUGCAUUUUGCUUUUCUUACUGACCAAACGCUAUUUACCGGAAACUAAAGGUCGUGACCCAUCUCAGGUUGUACAAUUGGUGGCGAAUGGUUUUAAAUCGAAUAUACAUGAAGACAAAUAAUUUCAACUUAAUAUUAUUUAAACUCUUUAGGGCAUAUGCAUUAA